UCAAAAUAAGGGUCAGGGUGUGGUGGGCGGAUGUAUUCGCAUUCACCAAGUCGGACAAGGAAAUUAGGCAAUACCCCUUAAACUGGCAUGUUUCAUUAUACAACAUGAACUACUGCAAAUGAAUUAUACUUCGUACACGGACCGUGGUUCAAUGACUUAUUGAGAUAGUUUUUUUUUUUUUUACUUGAUCAUCUGGGAGUUUUGAUACAGCCAUCUGUGGAGCUUUUUGAACUUUUACCAUUUUUACUUUCAUCAUCGUCUACAGACUCCAAAGGAAUUAAGAGAGAAGGAGCCACACGGGAGAGACCAGCAGAUGGCAUCACUACCUAAGAAACCACGACGUGACAAGGAACUCACAGGAGAAGAUGUACUGCCUGAAGUGGAAAAAAUCAUGGCAAGUGUUGAGAGUAGGCUACCUCAGACAGAGCUCAAGGAUUUUCUAGAGAAAAAAAUUGGUGGUUUGAAGAAAGAAAAGAGGGAGCUGGUUGGUGUCUUUGGUAAAACAGGGGCUGGAAAAAGCUCUUUAAUAAAUGCUGUCAUUGGAGAGAAGGAUCUCUUGCCCUCAGGACGUACCAAAGCAUGUACAACAGUCAUCAUUAAGGUGGAGGCUAACAAGCAGAACCAGAACUAUGAGGCAGAGAUUGAAUUCAUCAAAAAAGAGGAGUUCGAGGAACAUGUGCAGGGCUUUAAAAAAAUCUUACUGAAUGAUGCAGGCGACGAAGAGGAUAAUGGCGAUGACCGUGAAGGUGCUGACAAUAACAAUACGGAGAAUAACAAUGAUGACGAUGUUGAAAGUAACGCUGUUGAGAUGCUGUCAGCAGUGUAUGGAGAACAAUGGGAAGAAAUAUUGGACAACAACAAUUUCAUGGAUCGGAAACAUUUCAAAGAAAUUCCAGAAUUUCUCAAUUCUGGCAAGAUGACGUUGUCCUUUAGAACGGCUGAACAGCUGUCUGCAGAACUUGUCAAAUACACAAGAAGCAAAUCAAAGGAAGGAGUGGCUAAAGGCAUAAAGAAAUGGUUUUGGCCCCUGGUGAAGUGUGUUACUAUCAAGGUGCCAAAUAAUGACCUUCUCCAGAAUGUCACACUUGUGGAUCUACCUGGAAAUGGGGACUGCAACAAGGGCAGAGAUAACAUGUGGAAAGGGGUUGUUCAAGACUGUUCCACUGUGUGGAUCGUGACUGACAUGGAGAGACCAGCAUCAGAGAAAGAAGCAUGGGAGAUUCUGAAAAGUGCCAUCAGGUAUCUUGGAAAUGGUGGCCAGUGUAAGCACAUUCACUUCAUCUGCAACAAGUCUGAUCAUAUUAGACGUAAAAAAGGUCAAAGUUUAGUGGAAGCCCUAAGAGAGAGGAACGAGGAAGUAAAGGUGGAAGUGAAAGAAAAAUUUGGGACACAAAAGAUGGUUAAGAGACAUUUCAGUGAUGAAUGUUUCAAAGUGUUCACAGUGAGCGCCAUUGAGUUUCAGGACAAACAAUUUCUAGAACCUGCUGACACUGAAGUCCCUGAACUUCAGAAGAUUUUGCAAAAACUUAAUGACAAUCACUCAGAGACACUGAACUACUGGUAUGUGUCAGGAGCGUAUGGGAUACUGUCCUUAAUUCAAGGGGCCCGCUGUGGAGGAGGGGCUACGGUAAAAACAGAAGUGAGCAAAGUCCUUACAGAAACAAUGAAGUGUGGACAUGAACAAGUCCAAAAGUCCAUGCAAGAGGCCACAGAUGCUUUGGAAGAAUGUCUCAAGCAUGGGGUUGAGAACUCUAAAAGUUCAUGUGAUGAUGUCUUGAAGUCCUUUUUAAAUCCUAAGAGGAAGGGAAAAGGAAGUGGUUUUCACAAGACACUGAAAUGUGUAAUCGACAACUAUGGUGUCCACAAAACAACAGCAGGGAAACACUUAAACCUCAAUGAGGAUUUAGCUGCAAAGCUGAUGGACAGCAUUGAUGAAGAAUUCAGAAAGACCUUCCCAACUGAAUCAAAUCCUGGACCAUUCAACGGGACCAUCAGUUCCUUUUCACUCGACACUGGGGAGCUGAUUCAAAAUCGGAAGUACAAAGACGUGGAACUGCAACUGGAAUUUCUCAGGACUGAGGAAGAAAAAAUAAAGAUAGAACUCCAAGAAACCAUCCGGCAGCGUAAGAAAGAAAUGUACAGCAGCCUGACGACAACAAUCAAGGAAACCAUGCAAACAUGCUACGAAGAUGCUCAAAAAUGUGAAGGAAAAGGAAGACUAGAAAACACUAGGAAAAUCAUAAGGCAGCAUGUUGAUGCUGAUAAGAACACCAUGUUUGAGAAGGCUAAAGAUGAAAUGAUGUCAAAACUGGAAAACCUGAAGGAGGAAAUCCUGAAGAAACUGAACGACACAAUGAAGGAGUCUAUUGAGCGCGCUCUCAAUUCAGAUGAACAAUCACUUCCAGAUGUCAAAAAGGAGCUUGAGACGGUGACAAAAUACUAUCAAGAACUGAAGAAAAACACACAUGAAGGAACAUCACCAGUUAGUGCUGAUCAACCCGGCCCGUCAUCUGCACAGGUUUACCUGAUGCAGAGAAACAGCUGAGGCCUGUUUAACCACUGAGGGUCCCACAGGGAACAUUGAAAAGUCAAAUGAGGCUUCUGGAUUUGGUCUCAACCUUUUCUUCAGGUUGUUAUUUCUGCUCUCUCUUUUUGUUGACAUGUUUGAUGUGAGUUUCAGAGAUGUUAGAUUAGUGAUAGGACAGUUUUCCUUUUGAUUAGUUGUGGUGGGCCUCAGGCCAAAAAUUG
Messenger RNA from Labrus bergylta (ballan wrasse), 2748 nucleotides. The record is from RefSeq and is a predicted model, not a curated record. NCBI's taxonomy places the organism in Eukaryota, Metazoa, Chordata, Actinopteri, Labriformes, Labridae.